UCCAUCGUGGAGUACAUACCCAAAGCUUUAAGGACUAUGGACUGUUGAAUAACAAGCCAGCCAUGGGGCAGACACAGCAAACGGAGAACACUGAGCAAAUUGAUGUCAAAGCAAUUCAGGAAAUGUACAAAAAGUUUGUCAUGGAGUGUCCGAGUGGACUACUUUUCCUGCACGAGUUCAAGCGCUUCUUCGGUGUGGACCCAUCAGGGGAAGCGUCGGAUUAUGCGGAGAACAUGUUCCGAGCUUUUGACAGAAAUGGGGACAAUACGAUUGAUUUCCUUGAGUUUGUGGCAGCGCUUAAUCUUGUUUUUCGGGGAGACCUGGAGCAUAAACUGCGGUGGUCAUUCAAGGUGUAUGACAAAGACGGCAAUGGCUAUGUGGACAGGGAUGAACUACGGUCGAUAAUUGAUAGCAUCUAUCGGAUAAAAAAAGGCUCAAAGACAGAUGCACAUGAUGCACAGCUCACGGUCGAUGAAGCUGUGGAUCGACUAUUACAGGCCGUCGACAGCGAUGGAGAUGGUCAUAUUAACCUGGAGGAGUUCAUUAGGGGCGCACAGCAGGACCCCUGGGUGCUCAACAUGUUGAAGCUGGACAUGAACCCUGCUGGAUGGGUGCUGGAGCAGAGGAGAAGGAGCGCACACUUCUGAAGUGUCAGAGCACAAAGGCCUUUCCCACAUGGACAAAGAGACAACACUCAUGGCUAAAAUGCAGGAUAUGAAUUACAUACAGAAAAAUAUAUUUAACACACAUUCUACAGCUAAAAGUAGGAUUCAUUUUGAAUACUUUCAGCAUAUGCAGUUUCAUAUUCAUAGAUGGUGAAGGUUCACAACUGGCCAUCAUUUGGCUUUUAAUAAAGGAACAAUAGCACUUUAAGUCAAUGUGAGACUGUAACCAACAGUAUAAACAUACAGAGACGUUCUUAUUUCUUUGCAUACAUUAUUUUUUUUCUUUCCACAAUUUCACUAUAUUAAUGGUUCGUCUUAUAUUAUCUUUAAAUACUACUAAAGCUACAUUUUUGUAUGAUUUGAAGCAGGUGCAUAUACACAGUAUAUUGCUGCUAACUCAGCCUUCUUGUUAAAAAGUGUAAAUAUGUAAAUAGUGAGUAAUGAUAAUGUCUGCUUUUCUACUGUUUCUACUUUACUGUUGUUAAACGAAGGUUUAAAAACUUAUGAAUCAACUCCAAUA
Epinephelus lanceolatus (giant grouper) is the source of this 1185-nucleotide messenger RNA. Its product is annotated as guanylyl cyclase-activating protein 2-like. Gene Ontology annotation, biological process: visual perception. Gene Ontology annotation, cellular component: cone photoreceptor outer segment; photoreceptor inner segment. NCBI's taxonomy places the organism in Eukaryota, Metazoa, Chordata, Actinopteri, Perciformes, Serranidae. The record is from RefSeq and is a predicted model, not a curated record. Gene Ontology annotation, molecular function: calcium sensitive guanylate cyclase activator activity; calcium ion binding.